Molecule: messenger RNA, 1782 nt
Organism: Melampsora larici-populina 98AG31
Lineage: Eukaryota; Fungi; Basidiomycota; Pucciniomycetes; Pucciniales; Melampsoraceae
Exons: 12
Coding region: 1-1782 (593 amino acids)
Biological process (GO): reciprocal meiotic recombination; double-strand break repair via homologous recombination
Cellular component (GO): nucleus
Molecular function (GO): DNA translocase activity; ATP-dependent chromatin remodeler activity; ATP binding
Source: RefSeq, a predicted model, not a curated record
AUGAUAGUGUGUCCGGUGACUCUUGUCAAGAACUGGGCCAGAGAGAUGAACAAAUGGCUUGGUCGUAGUCGGCUCAAUAUGUUUGUUGCCGAUGGUAAAAGUAACAUCAAGCACUUCACUUCAAGCCCUUAUUACAACAUCAUCAUCAUCGGCUACGAAAGGUUGAGAACAUUGAGUCAGGAGAUCAAUGCUGUAUAUCCCCCGAUAGGUUUGAUCAUUGCUGACGAAGGCCAUCGACUCAAAUCGAUUGAAGCCAAAACUACACAAGCCUUACGAACAUUGAAAACCCAUCGCCGGGUUGUUUUGUCUGGUACACCUAUCCAAAAUAAUUUGAAUGAAUAUUACGCAAUGGUCGAUUUUGUCAACCCUGGUAUCCUUUCUGAUUUUCAAACGUUCAAGAAAAAGUUUGAGCAGCCUAUUGCGAAGAGUCGCGAGCCCGGUUCAACCCCAUCCCAAAAAGCAUUGGGCCGAUCAAGGGCUGACGAAUUGGCUGAAUUGAGCGAUAGUUAUGUCUUGCGGAGGGGUUCCGAUGUGAUUGCUCACCACCUUCCGCCUCGACAUGAUUAUUGCUUGUUCAUAGACUUGGCGGCCGCUCAAAAGAAAAUUUAUGCGGCCACAUUGGCAUCUCCGGAAAUCCGGGCAGUUUUCUCUGGAGAGAGUAGUCAGCAGCUUGUGUUGAUCAACACGCUGAAGAAGCUUUGCAAUUCUGCCGGGUUACUCAUAAAUGAGACUUCAAUUCAAAACUUGGCGAAAAAUGCUUCUACCUUGUUUCCGGCAUGGGUCACACGCAAUGACAUCAAACUAUCAGGGAAAAUGAUCGCCUUGGCAAGCUUUCUCAAAAUUCUACACGCAAAGACCGAUGAGAAAAUUAUCUUAGUUUCGAAUUUCACGUCGACCCUCGAUGUGAUUGAAGCACACUGUCGAUCGCAAAAUUAUUCUCUUUGUCGGUUGGAUGGAAAGACACCCCAAACCAAGAGGGACGACAUUGUACAGACUUUCAAUCGUAUGACGGCACGGUCUCAAUUUGUCUUUUUGUUGAGCAGCAAAUCUGGAGGGGUAGGACUGAAUUUGAUCGGGGCAUCACGCUUAAUACUUUUUGAUAGCGAUUGGAACCCCGCAACCGAUUUGCAGGCAAUGGCUCGGAUUUGGAGACAAGGGCAGAAGAAGGCUUGUCAUAUCUAUCGUUUCCUUGCAACUGGUACCAUUGAUGAGUGUAUCUUCCAGCGACAAGUUACAAAAACUGGUCUCGCUACAGAUCUAAUUAAAGAUGCCGGUGUGAGCCGCGAAGUUCUUGAUCGGGGGAAUACCUUCACUUCGGACGAAUUGAAGCGAUUAUUUGAACUUCACACUGGAACUCCUUGCCAUACGCACGACUUAUUGGGAUGUAGAUGCUUCGAGACCAAAGCAAGCGACGAAGUAGCCGAAGACGCUGUCGGUCAAGAAAGUGAUACAGAUUCCCUUCCUGAGGCCUCACAAUUGUUUCAGCUUGCCACGCAAUACAAGCCAUCAAAUGUUCAAAAAGAACCCAAAAAACUGGCCGAGUUGGAGACGUGGGAUCAUAUUAAUACCUCCUUGAGUGAUUCACUUGAGGAACUAAAUGAUAGCAUAUUGUAUGACACCAUAGUGGAUCUCAAAUCCCAACUGCUCGAGUCAGAUGAUGAGGAAGAUUCACAUGAACAUGUCGCGACCACGAAGGGUGGGGAGAUUACAUUUGUUUUCCAUAAAACUAAUACGAUCUUAGGUAGUACAGAGAAUUCAGAUGUCGAAGUACAGGGUGUAUAG